UUCAUUCGUCACAGCACGUUGGUGAUCUUAUUUGAGCCAUAUUUUCGACGUCGCUUCGGCAACGAUGGGAAGUGUAUGCUGUGACAGUUCUACGAUUGUUUGUAUAAAGGCAAGGUUGACACUUGUUGGUGGCGAACGAAUAUGCUGAAGGUAACCAGAAGCACCGAAAGUAUAAUCCACCGGAGCAAAUAAUCAUUGUACAAAAGCACGAGAAGAAUCAAACUGUGUAACAACUGUGUAGGUAAACAUCGACACGACAGAACAUCGGACAGAGUGUCUCGAAGGAGCCAAUAGAAACAGUGCAGACAUGUAAUUGUGUACGCAAUGAGCAACAUCGAAAGACCAUGACGCUCGUGAAAGGUUAGCAGUAUUCACAGAUGAAUGAUACUGAGUAACUGAUAAUAGAAAACUAGUGACAAUGAAGGGAAGCGUCAUUAUAUAGGCGUCACUAUCAGAAUUUCAGGUCAAAAUGUCUGCGGCGAGUAGAACCGAUCUGCUUCCCACUAUCGAUGAAUGCUCAGUGCGAACUAAAGACCAUUACAAGCUGGUCGUGCUCGGUGAUUCAAAAGUAGGGAAGACUUCAAUCAUCCAUCAAUUUCUUUACGGUAAAAUGCCCCCAAAGUACAGCGCCACUGUCGAAGAGUUCCACCAAGGAGAAUUCGAUCUGAACGGAACAUCGUUGACAUUGGACAUUGUCGACACUGCUGGUUCUUACCCGUUUCCGGCCAUGAGACGCUUGGCUAUCACAACAGGCGAUGCGUUUAUUCUCGUCUACUCGAUUGAUAGUCAGAAGUCCUUCGAACAGGUACGAGCACUCCGUGACGAAGUUCUCGAAUACUGUAAUCGGCAGGCACACAUUAUAGUGGUUGGUAAUAAAGCUGAUCUUGAAGAACGAAGGCAAGUUAAGAAAGAACUUGCAGAGACCCUCGUUGAAAUUGACUGGGAACAUGGUUUCAUUGAGACGUCAGCUCGUUCCAAUGUGAAUAUUUUGCAGAUCUUCAGAAAACUGAUGAAUAUAUCGAAGAUCCCGAUGGAGCUAACGCCAAAAGUUCUCGAGAAACAACGUCGAAAGUCUCUGCCAGUUCACAAUACCCAGCCAUCCCUUAGGGACCAAACACUUCUUAAACGAAAUUCCUGCAACGUAUCAUAAACCAAUCGAACUUCUGAAGCCCUAAGGCAAUAUCGAUCGUAUCUAACCGGCGCGACGCUUGCUUUCGAAUUUACCGGGUAGGCCUCGAAGUAGUUUCGGCGUAUUUCAUUUUCAUCGUAACAAAUCAGUGAAUCAUCACCAAAUGUCAUGAACAGCAUAUAUAACUCGUAUACAAUAACCAGGAAAAAAACAAGUGGAAUCGAGGCAUCAGAUACGUCAAUAAUAGUGGUUAAGAUGUCUGCUAGAAAACUAACGGACACCAAUAGGACGGAGGGCGCAUAACGCCGCAAACACGAUGAAGUCCAAGAAGAAUCGCGGACUUGCAAGCCAGCCGUAGAAAAAUUAGAUAUCCUGCAUAGAGGCGAAUGCUGCGUGUCGAUGCCAUGUUCUAAGAAAAGUCGCUAUUUCUAACGUCCACUUCUUAUCCAAUUGUGGACCGAAGGAACACGUUCACCCAACUUCCAGCUCAUCUCAAUUCCUUAACGUCGACCUUGAAUCUCGAAAAGCGAAGCAAAACCAAAGGAAUGCAUAGAGGAUAAUGACAAAAAUACCUAGAACUACUGCUCAUAUCAUCCAUUCGCUAUGAGGUAUUUGGGGGUAGGCAAAAGACUAAAAGUACCUAUACCCAAAAUAAGACAUAUUGCUUCUUCCGAUAAGCCGAAUAAUAUCGAAAAUUUACAUUAAUUACCCAAAUGAAAAUGAAAAACACACAAAAAUUGCAUAGAUGAUAGUCAUUCGCAUAUAAUUUUUAUUAAAUAAAAACAAAUAAACAUUCAAUACUGGAAAAACGCUUAGAGAAAGGUAGGGAAAGAUGCGUGAACCGAAGUCUUUCGAAAAUAAGACUGAUAAAUAAACGAAGCAAAAAAAACGGAAAAUCCUAUACAUGCGACACAUAUAUACAGCAUACGCGUGCAUAUAGCUUACAAAUCAUUCACAUGGAUAUCUACACGAAAAUACAACCAGCUAAGUACAAUACGAAAAUAUUUUGAAGAAUAUGGAAAAAAUAUGCCAAAAACCUUAUUGGCUUCGAACUAUGGGGUUCAGACAUUCGCCUGAUAAUGAUACUGAGAAAAAAAUUGCACCGUGCUAACACGAUGUAUAUGUUAGAAAUCAAAAGUAUAAUUAUUAAUGUAGAAAAAAUGAAGAAGUUAAUAAAUAAACGACCUACUUAAUAAAUUGAUACUACAGCGUCUCUAGUACUAUGGCUUGCUGUCCUCACUAUCGUAGCAUUUAUAUAUAUAUAUAUAUAUACAUACCAGCCUGCAAAUAGCAACUAGCUAUUUGUGCUCUGGACAGACGGGCAGAAUAUUGAUCGAAGUUUCAAUUGACAGGCAGCCUGUAUAGGGGUAGAAGGAAUUUCGAAGCACGCACUUCUUCAUUUUUUUUUUCUCAUGAAUAACUGUAUCUGUUUGGCCUCAUAAAGUGACCAGUUAAAACUAUAUAUGAGCUAAGCGAGAAAAGAAAACUCUCGGUAAAGAAAUAUCUGCUAUUGGGUAUCAAUUGUAGAGCAGCCUUUAUUACGUCCAUUUCAAUAUCCGUUAUAUAGAGAUCCAUCAAAUAAAGCCAUGUGACUUGGAUCAUUUCAUAUAUUUUCCCGUUGCGAAUAGUAUUAUUAUUAGAGUGCAGCGCGGCUAGUUUCAACUUUGAAUUUCCCGCUUUGUAAGUACGUGCGUCUGCUAUUCUUUGAGCAGUAGCUUGAUAACAACAUGAUGCGUAACGUUCCCCAUACAUUCGGCUGACAAACAACAAUUAAGCCUUGUCAAUAGUCGACUACGUCCAGAGCUAUCGGUGAGGAAGAUAGAUAGGCGCUACUAGAAGCGAUACAGAACCCGACUCUGAGGUAUAAUUGUAAUUUAUGAAAAUCCAUUGCAUCCACUCACACAUUCAAUGUUUCGCUCCACGGAUCAUUUUAUAAAACGUAAACAUUGUCAAACUCUAAUAAAUGCAGAUAAGAUUAAUAGCUGAAAAUUACAAUAUUAAGGACGAUAAGGUGCAGUUAUCGUAGGUGUUAUUUUUGUUACUGGAUUUUUCCUUUAGCAAAUUGAAAUAUGGGCAAGUCUACGUUAUAGCAAUGGAGACAUAUGGGCCAACGAAUUAAAUGUCUUUGAUUGAUAUUUUGUUAACAAAUCAUUAAUGACUGUAAUUCUUCUUCUUCUUGUAGCAGAUGUUCUCAGAUUAAAUAAACUUUCGCCCACCUUA
Molecule: messenger RNA, 3349 nt
Organism: Varroa destructor (honeybee mite)
Lineage: Eukaryota; Metazoa; Arthropoda; Arachnida; Mesostigmata; Varroidae
Product: dexamethasone-induced Ras-related protein 1-like
Molecular function (GO): GTP binding; GTPase activity
Source: RefSeq, a predicted model, not a curated record